AUGGGUAUGGGUCUAAUCCUGAGCAUCUUUGCUUUCUUCAUCAUCUCCAUAAACUUGGUAGUGUCGGCUGCUUUACUGAAGCUCCUCCUCAAGAAGAGCAGCCAGAGCUGGUGCUUUGUUCUAAACCUGGCCUUGGCAGACGCCCUGGUGGGUAUGGCGAUCACCGGCCUGGCCACAGAAGACUUCAACAGCUGUAAUGCCACCUGGAACCAUGGGGGCCAAGUCACUGCAGACCCUCCAACAAACGCCGUACCUUUAGCUCAGGGCAAGAACCAGUGUUUGUUGCGGAUGGCCUUUGUCAUGUCACCGUGUAUCGCAUCCAUCAUGUCUAUGUUCCUCAUCUCACUGGACCGCUACGCUGCCAUUAAGGUGCCCUUGCGGUACUCCCAGCUGUCAGGAAAGGGAACAGCAGUGGGAUCUCUGCUGGUUCUGUGGAUCACCUCUUUCACAGUGGGCUUCCUGCCAGGUGAGUCAUAACCUUAUAUAAUUUUGUAUUGAUGCCAUCUUCUGUAGGAUAUUUCAAGCUUUUUAUGUUAGCUGUUGUUGGGCUGAUUCUUCACGUCUUCACAUCACGAUUCCGGUGCAGCACCACUCUCUUCGUUGCUGAUUAUGUUUCUACAAUCUGCUUAAUUUUGACCAAAAUCUUUACCAAUGAAGUGUUUUGGAGGUUUGAGACAUUUUUUUCUGGAUUUGUGAGGCGUUUGACCCGAAUGAAUCCAGUUAGACUCUUUUACACCAGAAAUCAGAUACAACCUGUACUAAGAUUUAAGCUUUUGCAGUGAAUACUCUUUUAAAAGUCCAGCAACAUUGAAGAACCACUCAAAAAGCCCUGACAGUGGUGUCCCCCAUACUGUUAUUGUCACAUCUUAGCUACCAUUUGAGUGGGUAACCAGUGGGUAACCUUGUCCUGUGUCCCCCAGUCAUGGUGCGGCAGCUCCAGACGGACAGCUACCACGGUUUCUGUGCCUUCUUCGCGGUCAUCCACCAGGUGGGCAUGGUCGUCUUAUUCAGCGCGUGCUUCUUCCCUGUCUUCACCGCAUUUGUUUACAUCUACCUGGACAUCCUGAAGAUCUCCUGCAGCCACCAGAAGCAGAUCUUACAAAUCAGGCAAGCUGGCUCAAGGACUGUUGAGCACAAUCACAAUGAACAAACUGAGCAUCCCCACCAGCAGCUGAGGAUUUGCUUCACCGGCCAUGUCAAGGCCUUGAGGACCGUGGCGAUGCUUGUUGGCUGUUUCUUGGCGCUCUGGUGUCCGUUUUUUGUGGCAUGCCUUGUGCACCUUCUGUGCAAAACCUGCAAAGUUACCAAAGUGUUGGAAAAUCAUCUGUGGCUCUUAGGACUGUCUAACUCCCUCAUCAACCCCCUGGUGUACGCCUACUGGCAAAAGGAGGUGCGACUGCAGCUGGCGGCCAUGUUUUGCUGUUCCAGAGGUAGAUCGUCAGCUGCUGAGCCGCCACAUGCCAUGGGAAGAUACAACCAGCAGCCAACUGUUCUGACUCUAGCUGCUGUUCCUGCUGUAGAAAUCCAGGAACUUUCACAAGCACAGACAAUGAUGAAGCCCUGA
Messenger RNA from Xyrichtys novacula (pearly razorfish), 1564 nucleotides. The record is from the annotation of a GenBank genome assembly. Lineage: Eukaryota; Metazoa; Chordata; Actinopteri; Labriformes; Labridae.